This is a messenger RNA of Acanthamoeba castellanii str. Neff, 2205 nucleotides long. RefSeq lists its product as uncharacterized. Bases 1 to 2205 code for a protein of 734 amino acids. The record is from RefSeq and is a predicted model, not a curated record. The transcript is spliced from 20 exons. NCBI's taxonomy places the organism in Eukaryota, Discosea, Longamoebia, Acanthamoebidae.
AUGUCGUCUUUGGUGCUGGACCUGGCGCCGGCCUACAGGGAACAAGGCCGCCACGCGCGCUCACAGAUAGGCGGCCUGUUGUUCUACCUUUACGUGCCCGUCCUGUUUGCGUACCUCUACUACACCAUCCAGCCCGUCUACGUGCCCCUUCCUUCGUGCUGCAUCUGCGCCACGCACUACACAGUCAACGACUCGUGGGUGUUCGAGGCCGAAAACGCCACCUGCUCCAGCGAUCAGUCGUGCGUGGCGUAUGUGCAAAGCAAGCUGGAGGCCGUGUGUUCCAAAGCACUGUCCUACGAGCCUACGAUAGCGCCCGAUCUAUGGGUCUCGGUGCAGAACAUUGGUUGCUGGGGCCACGUGCCAGGGGACUCCUGCUCGUCGGACUGCAUCGACCUCUCCUCGUCGUGGCUUGCCCAAAAGGACUAUACGGGUCCGCUCAAUCGGGCCGAGGCUCGAUACCGAUGCGGCGGCGACUACGCGGGUCUGUGCGACAUCAAGGUGGCCUACCUCGACCAGGACAAGAAGCUGUUCGGACACGGCCUCUGUCAGUACCCCUCGCUCACCACCAUCCUCACGCGUAUCGGUUCUGCCAUGGGUCUCUUCAACGGCAUCCUCAUCACCCUGCGCAGCAACAUCCGCAGUCUGCAUCGCCGCGUUAUGGCCAACGAAGUCAAAGCCCCGAGCGGGGACUGGCUCAGCUUUGCCAAGGGCGCUGGCAUCACCCUCACCUUCAACUACUUCGGCUUCGCCGUUCUCGCUCUGGCCGAGGGCAUUCCGCACAGGAUGCGCUAUGGCUCUCAGAUAGCGGCCAGUCUGUUGCUUCUGUUCAUCUCGUCUCCCCUGGCCGUGUACGUGAUGUACAUUUUGAGGGACCUCUGGGGUCCGAUGCUGCUCAUCCUUUCGAUUCGCGGCGUGGCCAAGCUGAUUAUGCUGCGUACACUCUACACCAUGAUCCGUCUCGACUUGCGACUCUACCAGAAGAAGCGGAUGGAAGAGCGUCAGGACCUCACGCUGCAGGCCUCCCUGUUCAACGUCGGCCCGGAAGAACUGGUCGGUCUCACCGCAACGACUUCGGGCGAGGACGGACUCGCGCAGCCCGCGUCCCCGACCUCCGACCAAUGUGGGAGUCUUCCUCGGGGCGUCUAUCAUAGGAAGCGGAUGGAAGAGCGUCAGGACCUCACGCUGCAGGCCUCCCUGUUCAACGUGGCCCGGAAGAACUGGUCGCCCGCGUCCCCGACCUCCGACCAAUGUGGGAGUCGUAGCCGCCGGGGCAGUCUCGGCCAAGACCACGACUCCUUCCCGCGUCUCCCGCUCCCGCCCUACAAGACGCAGGGCGGGGUCUCGUUCGCGACCCUCAUCGCUCUCAAGGAGAACCACUGGGCCAACUUCUUCGGCGGCAUGAUGACGACGAUCGUGCCCAUCGCGAUUCUUCCCUCCCUGGGCAAGCGCUACUCGGGCAUGAAAGAAGGCGGCUAUGUGGGUACGUGUCUGUUGGCACUGGCUACCGCGUGGUCCAUCCUCUCGGCGCUGGGAAUGUGGGAAAGCGAUCUCUCCCUCGACUUCCCCGUCAACGUCAACGACGCCCUUUCGCAUGCGCAGCUCAUCACGUCGGUCAAGGAAUCGGCCUAUGUUCUGUUCACGAACGUGAUCAUGCUGCUCUUGCUGUACAAGUUCAUCUACUUCCUCCAGUUCCGCCCGGUCACGCGCCUCCUCUCCAAGCGCCAGUUCGGCACCAAGUUCCACUAUCGGUUCGGCCUUAUCCUGUCCCUCCUGCCCACUUUCGUGGUGGCCAUCGGCGUCUUCAUCUUCCUCUACUCGCUGGCCUACUCCGACAUCCCCAAGGACGACGCCUCCUGCGAGGUCUCGCGGUGGAUUCUGGUGGCUCCGUCGGUGUGCCUGGUGCCCGGCAUCCUCCUCUACUUCUGGGCCACCUACGAACGCAUGCGGUGGGGCGCCAUGUCCGCCGUCGGCGUCCAGUUCCUCCUCAUGGGGUUGCUGCUGUGGGUGCUGUCGUUCUACUACUGCUUCUCCAACGUGUACUCGCACAUGCUGGCGUGGGGAUUGGAGUGCGUGGGCAUGACGGCCACUUCGUCUCCUCCUCCUCCUCCUUAUGAAGAUGACGACCACUACGACGCGGCUGCCGUUGACGAUGACGAUGAUGAGGACGACAAGGCCAAGCGCUACUCGCGCCAGACCAUCAACUAG